Molecule: messenger RNA, 6186 nt
Organism: Phlebotomus argentipes
Lineage: Eukaryota; Metazoa; Arthropoda; Insecta; Diptera; Psychodidae
Product: rho-associated protein kinase 2
Exons: 12
Coding region: 490-4575 (1361 amino acids)
Biological process (GO): Rho protein signal transduction; cortical actin cytoskeleton organization; regulation of cell junction assembly
Cellular component (GO): cytoskeleton; cytoplasm
Molecular function (GO): ATP binding; small GTPase binding; Rho-dependent protein serine/threonine kinase activity
Source: RefSeq, a predicted model, not a curated record
GAAUGGUGCUGUCAUCUCUUCGGAUUAGUUGGCUUAUGGUGUUUUUUUUUGCCCGAAAAAUCCUGUGGAUGGUGUAGAAAAGUGGUGUUUUUCGCGGUUUUCUCGCCCCAUUUCCACGCAAAGUAUGCCAAAUACUUUGGCCGCGCAGCACACGCCGUGGCCCACGCAGCAGAUUGAGGUGUUUUUCGUGCACUAAGCUGGGGUUUUGAGGGGGUGGCACAGCGAGAGACUCUUGUGUUGUGCAAUGAAGAUGACGCUCGGAAAAGUGGAAUUUUGCCCCGUGAAGUGGCUCAAGUGAUGCUCUUGUGGCACCCGUUGUCGCCACACUAGGCCCCGUGCCGUGCAAAACAGCCAACUGAGACACCCUGAGGAAACGGGUGACUAAGCCUUUGUCGCGAAAGCGCAUUCAUCUUGUCAGCGCGAGUUAUCUACCUUCCGGACACAGGGCGUCCGUCUGAUCACACAGCCUGCGUCGCAGUAGAUGAAAAGAUGGCAACGGAACUGGACGAGGAUCGCCGUAGAAGGCUUGCUGCCCUCGAGGAGAAAAUUCGUGACCCUAGCGGCGUUGCCAAUCUCGACUGCCUCCUGGACACGGUGACAGCUCUUGUCGCCGACUGUGAUCACGAAUCAGUGAAACGUGUUAAGAAUAUCGAGGCAUACAUUCAAAGAUAUGAGCCUCUUGCGAGGGAGAUCAGUGACCUUCGGAUGCGGCCUGAGGACUUCCUCAUGGUCAAGGUGAUCGGACGCGGUGCCUUUGGCGAGGUGCAACUCGUGAGGCAUCGCUCAACCCAGAAAGUUUACGCCAUGAAGCGUCUGUCCAAAUUCGCAAUGAUCAAGCGGCCGGAUUCUGCCUUUUUCUGGGAGGAGCGCCACAUUCUGGCUCAUGCCAAUUCCGACUGGAUCGUACGGCUUCACUAUGCCUUCCAAGAUUGCAAAUAUCUCUACAUGGUCAUGGACUAUAUGCCUGGUGGUGACAUGUUCUCGCUUAUGUCAAUGUAUGAAAUCCCGGAGAAUUGGGCCAUUUUCUACACUAUGGAAAUCGUCUUGGCGCUGGACACAAUCCACAAUAUGGGCUUCGUGCACAGAGACGUGAAGCCGGACAAUAUGCUUCUGGACAGUUUGGGACAUCUCAAGUUGGCGGACUUCGGCACAUGCAUUCGCGUGGGAACGGAUGGAUUAGUGAAGUCCAGCAAUGCCGUGGGUACGCCAGACUACAUCAGUCCGGAGGUGCUGCAGUCUCAGAGCGGUGGUGGCGAGUACGGUCGAGAGUGUGAUUGGUGGUCUCUGGGAGUGGUGCUGUAUGAGAUGUUCUUUGGUGAGUUGCCGUUUUAUGCAGACAGUUUGGUGGGGACAUAUGGAAAGAUCAUGGAUCAUCGGAACUCGCUGACACUGCCUCAGGAUCCGGAUAUAAGUGAUAAUGCCAGAACGCUAAUCAGAGGAUUCCUCACGGAUAGGAAUUCUCGUUUGGGACGUCAUGGUGUGGAUCAAAUUAAGAAGCACCCGUUCUUCAUCAAUGACACGUGGACAUUCGAGAACUUGAGAGAGUCUGCACCGCCUGUGGUGCCAGAAUUGAAUGGAGAUGAUGAUACAAGCAAUUUUGAGGAUAUUGAUAAGGAUGAGACCCCGGAGGAAGUAUUUCCAGUGCCUAAGACAUUUGCUGGGAAUCACUUGCCGUUUGUUGGAUUCACAUAUACGGGAGAUUACCAACUGUUGAAUGUGUCUGCGGAUAAUGUGGACAACCGUCAGUCUUAUAAGAAUCAUCGUCCGUCGUACAGUGGGGAGAUUGUGCGUUUGGAGAAGCUAUUAGAGCAGGAGAGACAUACAGUAGAAGGGCUGAAGGGUCAGGAAAAGGCUCUGAGGACGCAAGUAGAACUGGCGACAGCCAGAGAGGCAGAAUUGCAGACUAUGUCUACGGAGUACGAGAAGGAAUUGACAAUGCUGAAACAUACAGUCCGGGAGACACACAGAAGGGCGGAGAAUGAAGGUGAACUGAGGAGGAAGACGGAACUGCUGCUCAAUGAGACGAAGAAGCGUCUUGAUGAGGAGCAAAGCAAAAGGACACGUGAGAUGAACAACAAUCAACAGCACAACGACAGGAUCAAUAUGUUGGAGAAGCAGGUGACGGAGCUUCAGGAGAAGUACUCAAUGGAGACAGAGGCGUGUCAGAAGUUAAAGAAGCAGCUGCACGAGAUGCGCAUGGCGAGGAGUGAGAUUGAGCAAAAGUGCAGUGAGUUGCAGUCUAUGCUAGCCACAGUGCAAGCGCAGCGAGAUGUGCUGCAGCAGGAAGUGGCGGAGUUGCAGAGUCGAUUAGCUCAUGAAAGAAACACACGGCAGCAACUGGUGGAAGCGCAUGAGGAGAAUGAGAGCCGUCUGCAGACGCUGAAUAUUGAGUUUGAGAGGAGCUUUCAUCGGGAGCAGAAGAGUAUAGAGGAUAACAGAGCGUUGUCGGAGCGCGUGGCGAAUUUGGAGAAGGUGAAAGCUACAAUGGAGGUGGAAUUGAUGGCCAUGCAGCAGCGAUAUCAACAGGAGGUUAAAGCACACGAGGAGGCAGCUCGCAGCCAGAAGGUGUAUAAGGAAGAGGCUAAUAUGGAGGAGGUGAAGGCGCUGCAAACAAAGCUCAAUGAGGAGAAGAUUGGCAGACAGAGGGCGGAUCAGAAUUCACAGGAGAAAGAGAGGCAAAUCUCUAUGCUGUCCGUAGACUAUCGGCAAAUGCAGCAACGACUCCAGAAACUCGAGGGCGAGAAUCGUCAGGAGACUGAGAAGGUUAUCGCACUGCAAAGUCACCUGGAGCAGGAACACUCGAAGAAGAACUCACUGCUGUCGGAAUUGAGCUUGCAGAGUUCAGAAAUAGCUCAUCUCAAAGCCAAAGAGACUCAGUUGAUAAAGGAAGUGCACCAGUUGCGAGACAUGAAGAGGAAAUUUGAGGAGGAGGUCUUCAAGAUUAAGAAUGCUCACAACCAGGACAUACUUCAGAAUAAGGAAUUACAGGAACAAUUGGAGGCUGAACAGUAUUUUCACAAGCUGCAGAAGAAGCAAUGUAAGGAUGUGAGGGAUGAAUUGGAUGAGAAGACACGAGUUUUGCAGGAGCAGGAAGAGGAGAGGAAGUCACUGGUGCAUCAGCUGCAGAUUGCUCUGGCCAGGGCAGAUUCUGAAGCUCUGGCACGGUCCAUUGCCGAGGAGACUGUAGCGGACCUCGAGAAGGAGAAGUCGAUGAAAGAAUUUGAGAUGAAGGACGCAAUGGCAAAGCACAAGAGUGAAUUGGCUCACAAGGAAUCAGCAUUGUUGGUGAUGAAGGACGUAGAGUACGAUGUUAAUAUGAAGCUGAGCAAGAAAACUGUGGAAUUGGAUGAUCAAAUGCAGAUGAAUAAGAAAUUACAGGAUGAAUUGGGACAAGUGAAAGUGGACAAGGCAGAGAUUGAACGACUGCAGGCAAAGCUGAAGCAAGAGACUUUGUUCAAGCAGUCAGCAGUGAACAAACUGGAGGAAGUGAUCUAUCGCAAGGACUUUGCCAACACGUCAAAGAAUAAGAAGGUUGGUUCGGCGACUGAGUUGAGGAAGAAGGAGAAGGAGAACCGUCGAUUGAAGCAGGAAUUGUGUCAGGAGCGUGAUAAGUACAGUCACUUACUGGCGAAAUUCAAUGAAUCACAAUUGAUCUUGAAUGAGGAAAUGGUGGCCAAGACGAAACUUCAGAUGGAGAUUCAGUGCAAGGACACAGAAAUUGAGAUGCUUCAGACGAAACUCAAUGAAACAACUUCACUCUCUUCCGCCGAAAAUGACACGGAGGAUAAUCAAGAUUCAAUCAUCGAGGGAUGGCUCAGUGUGCCAAAUAAGCAGAAUAUCCGAAGACAUGGAUGGAAACGCCAAUUCGUCGUGGUAUCCACGAGAAGAAUCAUUUUCUAUAACACAGAACAUGACAAGCAGAAUACCAGCGAUCCUGUCCUUAUCUUGGAUUUAAGCAAAGUGUUCCACGUUCGAUCUGUGACACAAGGUGAUGUGAUUCGUGCUGAUGCCAAAGAAAUUCCCAGAAUAUUUCAAUUGCUGUACGCAAUGGAGGGUGAGGCUCGACGACCGGAUGAUCAGCAGCAAAGUCAAUUUGAUACCAUCAAAGGAGCCAGCGAGGAGAGGCCUGGAACAAUUCACCACAAAGGUCAUGAAUUACUUCAAAUUUCCUACCAUAUGCCAACAACAUGUGAAAUUUGUCCGAAACCAGUUUGGCACGUGUUCCGGCCACCACCCGCUUAUGAAUGCAAAAGAUGUCGCAUAAAGAUUCACAAGGAGCAUGUGGACAAUAAUGAUCCUCUAGCGCCAUGCAAACUACAUCACGAUCCUCAUUGCGCCCGCGAGAUGCUUCUGUUGGCGUCCACGAAGGAGGACCAAACUCGGUGGGUGAGUCGCCUGUCGAAGCGCAUCCAGAAGUGUGGCUACAAAGCCAACAACAUCAACAGCGCCGCAGGAAAUGAUGGUAGCAAAAUUUCACCUAGCCAGUCAACACGUUCCAACUACAAACCAUAUGCCGCAACUAAUGUACAAAGAUCAGCAACUCUUCCAGCUAAUUCAUCAUUGAAGCAGCAAUAACAGUUUUACAAGGAGAAAAAUUCACACAUUUUAUAAACGAAAAAAAAACUUAAGAGAUACAAUUUCGAAUGCAACAUCAAAAUGCCUAACUCUUUGCCUACAGACAUGUUUUUUAUCACUUUGUAAUGCUAUUUUACUCUCUGUUCUUGUGCGUGUCUAAACUGUGGGUUAAGGGUGACAUUUGAAGAAAAAAAAAUGUUUUGGGUGUCUUUAAGUGCUCAAAAAGCAUCCUUAACUGUGGCUUUGAAAUCAUAUUAUCCUUAUGUGUUAUCCUGUUCUUUAUUUUACCUGUAAAAGAAAUUUCCGAAUGGCAGCUGUUAAAGCCUGAACUAAAGCAAGAAAAUGUGCCCAUUGAUAAAGAGAAUCAGUGCCUCAGUAAUAACCCUUAAAAUGACUAGGCGAAAUGAAAUGAUUUGUAGAAGAGUUAGAAUUGAAAAUUAUUAUUUUCCAAAAGAUUAUAAAUAUUCGGUACUUAGGUGUAUAUUUACUUAAAAUAAAGAUUUUAGUGUUAUUUUAUAUAUUAUGGAACUUUUUUUUACAAUUCAUGAGUUGUGCUGUGUUUUAAAUGUAAUACAACUAAUAUUGAAGAAAUGCGAGACGAAGAGAAAAGGUGGAAAGUAAUUAUACUACUGCAACUAGACUUUGCCCAAUUCACUGAUUAAAAGAAACAACUUGAUGAUUAUAUUAAGAAUGAAGGAAAAAUAUUAACCAUGGAAAUAGAUUUUGCGUAUUAGAUAUUAAAUAAAGAAAUAAAAGCAUUGUAAUGAUUCAAGAUGAAGAAUACUACUGAUAAACACUAAACUGAUAUUUUUGUCAUCUUAAGUGCUUCUUGCAAACUGAUUUUUAUUGCCUUUAUGUUAGUUUCGAGCGGGGGAAAUGUAUUUUAUUUUCUUUGUUGGAAAGAAAAUUAAAGUGAAAUGAUAGAAUUAUUCUCCCACGAGCAGCUAAUUUAUCUAUAUUUCCGUUUUUAUCUCUUAUUUUUAAUCAACGUAACAUUAUUUUUAAUAAAUUAUUGUAAAAGUAAUUUUAUUAACCAUGCAAAAUGGUGCUCUAUCGAUGCUGAACACUUACGUCUGUUUUUUACUAUAUUAAUUGCAUUUAUUAAUUAGUUGAAGAGUGGAAUGGAGAAGUGCGAAGACAGUUUGUGAGAAAGAUAUUUUUGUACUUGCAUUUUUCAUAGUCGAGAUUCAAACAUAAUCACAAUAAUGCAAACAUUCCGAGGUUUUAUCCUCUUUUAAUAAUAUCUUAUGAGGAUUUUAUCGUAGGAAGUAAAGCUACACAAGAGGAAGUAUUUGUAUAAAGCGAUUCAAUAAAAAAGAAGGUUAUCAAGUCUUAUUAAGAGGAAAAAUAUCUCUACCGCAAAUACAUAUUAUAAACCUUGACAACAGUGAGAACAGUAAACAGUAGUUUAUACACAUUUGUAGGAGGGAGAAAAGGAUUUACUAAAACUGUGCCUUUUAACUCAAGAACCCCUAUUUUGACGAUUGAACAUUUAAUAUGACAUACAGAAUGCUGUAAUUUUCUAAUUAAACCCUAUAUUACAAUAUUUAGAAUUUACAAUGAAGAAUAUUUUGUAAGAUGUACUGUAAUUGUACAUAUUCAGUAAAUAAU